This is a messenger RNA of Venturia canescens, 10418 nucleotides long. It is a transcript of the gene Dhc36C, whose product is annotated as Dynein heavy chain at 36C. Bases 62 to 10315 code for a protein of 3417 amino acids. Gene Ontology annotation, biological process: microtubule-based movement. Gene Ontology annotation, molecular function: ATP binding; dynein light intermediate chain binding; dynein intermediate chain binding. Gene Ontology annotation, cellular component: dynein complex. Lineage: Eukaryota; Metazoa; Arthropoda; Insecta; Hymenoptera; Ichneumonidae. The record is from RefSeq and is a predicted model, not a curated record. The transcript is spliced from 25 exons.
CGACGAGUAUCAGGCCGUCGCUGAUCGUGCCCUCAGCCAACCAGCGAACACAGCCGCUCUCAUGGACCUCAUUGAAUUCAUGAAAAAAGCCGAAAUUUCUACUCUCAAAAAUCUCGAAUACAGACUCCACGACAUUCUCGACAGCAUCAAUUAUUUAUCCGAUGUUCGGCUGCUCACGGAGCCCGAAAUUCAAACAAAUAAUAUUGCUUUUCAAUGGUAUCAUCGAAUGCCUAAAAUUCUCGAAGCCAACAAGCAAAUCGUCGAGACCAAAACUCUAGAAUUUCAAGAAUCACUCAAAGGAAGAUACAAAAAGUUCGAGGAGGAGUUGGAAUCGUACGCUCGUCAAGUGGAAGAGUUUCAGUAUUUCGGUGAAAUGGAGGAAGUUUAUCGUUACCAGAAGAAGGCGCAGAGUUUGGAGAACAAGCUGACAGUAGCGGUGGAGAAAAUCGAGAAGUUUAACGAGGAGGAGGCUUCGUUUGGUUGGAUAACGACGCAGUAUCCGCUUCGAAAGAAAGUGGCCGAUCGUUUGGUGCCUUUUAAAAAGUUGUUUGAUGCGACUUGCGAGUACAUGGUGAAGCACGAGAAGUGGACAACGUCGAUGAUCGGAGCGCACAACCCGGAAGACAUCGACAACGACGUCAGCGUGGCUUACAGAACCAUAUACAAACUGGAGAAAUCUUUCGUCGAGCCAAAGCCGAAGGAAUUGGCAGGAAUAGUACGAGAAAAAAUGGAGGAUUUCAAAGUUCACAUGCCGGUUAUAAUGACCCUGGGCAACCAAGGAAUGAAGCCUCGACAUUGGGAAGAAAUAUCGAAAAUCGUUGGGUUCCCGAUCAAGGUCGACCCUGAGAUGACUUUGGGAAAAAUCUUGGACAUGAAAGUGGACGACUACGUGGAGAAAUUCGAGGUCGUUUCCGAAGCUGCGACCAAAGAAAGCAGCCUGGAAAAAAAUAUGGAAAAAAUGCAAAAGGACUGGCUGAAUGUGACCUUCACUGUGAACCCGUACAAGGACACUGGCACCUUUGUCAUCGCCAGUGUCGACGACAUUCAACUCAUGCUCGACGACCACAUCACCAAAGCAAUGACCAUGAAAAACUCGCCUUACAUCAAACCGUUUCAUGGCCAGAUUGUGAAAUGGGAAAACAAGCUCCACCUGCUGGAAGACAUUCUCGACCAGUGGCUCAAGGUCCAAGGAACGUGGAUGUACCUCGAACCAAUAUUUUCGUCACCGGACAUCCAGCAACAGAUGCCAGAUGAGGGACGAAGGUUCAGCGCCGUCGACAAGACCUGGAGAGACAUCAUGAAAACGGUUCACGCCAAUCCGAGGGUCAUGUCCGUUGUCGAAAUCGACAAAAUGCUCGAAAGACUGAAAAAAAGCAUGGGACUCUUGGAGCUCAUUCAAAAAGGCUUGAACGAAUAUUUGGAGAAGAAAAGAUUGUAUUUUCCACGAUUUUUUUUCCUGUCGAACGAUGAACUGUUGGAAAUUCUGUCCGAAACGAAGGAUCCCACUCGGGUUCAGCCUCAUUUGAAGAAGUGCUUCGAAGGCAUAGCAAAGUUGGAGUUCGAUUCGGAUUUGGAAGUGCGCAAGAUGAAGUCGGCGGAAGGUGAGGAAGUGGAUUUGGCGGACGUGAUAUCGACGGCAGCAGCGAGGGGUCAGGUCGAGAAAUGGUUGCUGGAGUUGGAGGUGGACAUGCGGAAGAGUAUUCGCCAGAAGGUAUUCGAGGCGAUCGCAGCGUAUCCGAUGAAGGAGCGAACGACGUGGGUGCUGGAGUGGCCUGGGCAGACGGUAUUGUGCGUUGGCCAGUUGUACUGGACGCAGCAGAUCGAAGAGGCGAUGUUGGUGGGGCUGGAUGGACUGGAGAGAUAUUUGGAUCAGUGCGAGACCGAGUUGCACGACAUAAUUCUCAUAAUCCGGGGCAAGCUGUCCAAGCAGAACCGCAUUACUUUAGAAGCUUUGGUCACUUUGGACGUCCAUGGGAAAGACGUUCUCACAGCGUUGUGCAAGGACCGAGUGAUCAACAACACGGAUUUCAAGUGGCUUUGCCAGCUCAGAUACUACUGGCAGAACGACAACCUCUGGACUUACAUGAUCAACUCUUAUCUCCGCUACGGUUACGAGUACUUGGGUAACUCGUCGAGGCUCGUGAUAACUCCGUUGACGGAUCGUUGCUACCGGACGCUCUUCGGCGCCCUGAGCCUCCACCUCGGCGGGGCCCCGGAAGGGCCGGCCGGUACAGGGAAAACGGAGACGACCAAAGACCUGGCGAAGGCAGUUGCGAAGCAGUGCGUCGUCUUCAAUUGUUCGGAUGGCUUGGACUACAUCGCGCUCGGCAAGUUCUUCAAGGGUCUUGCCUCGUGUGGCGCUUGGUCCUGCUUCGACGAGUUCAAUCGCAUAGAUCUUGAGGUCCUGUCCGUCGUGGCGCAGCAGAUUCUGACGAUACAGCGCGGCAUCAACUCCGCCGCGGAGAAGCUGCUGUUCGAAGGGACUGAGAUAUUUUUGGACCCAACCUGCGCCGUCUUCAUCACGAUGAAUCCUGGCUACGCCGGGCGUUCGGAGCUGCCGGACAACCUCAAAGCGCUGUUCCGCUCGGUGGCGAUGAUGGUCCCCGACUACGCCCUCAUAUCCGAGAACACUUUGUACUCGUUCGGCUUUUACAACGGGCGCCCUCUCGCCGUCAAGAUCGUUACUGCCUACAAGCUGUGCUCGGAGCAGCUGAGCAGCCAGUGCCACUACGACUAUGGCAUGCGAGCCGUCAAGUCCGUCCUGACGGCAGCGGGCAACCUGAAGCUCAAGUAUCCCAACGAGUCCGAAGACGUCCUGAUGCUGAGGAGCAUCAAGGACGUCAAUCUGCCCAAGUUCCUGAGCCACGAUCUUCCACUCUUCCAUGGCAUUGCUUCCGACCUCUUCCCCGGCGUCAUCUUGCCCGAGCCGGAUUACACCCACCUCAAUUCGUGCACCAAGGAAGCCUGCGCGCGAGCCAACAUCCAGUGCACUCCUUUCUUCCUGGAGAAAGUCCAACAAAUCUACGAAAUGAUGAUCGUCCGCCACGGCUUCAUGAUCGUCGGGCUUCCGUUCGGCGGCAAGACGACCGCCUACCGGAUCCUCGCGGAGGCUCUUGGCCUCAUGGAAGAAAGUGGCAUUUCGGAUGAGCACGGAGUCGAGAUCAUCGUCAUCAACCCAAAGUCCAUCACCAUGGGACAACUGUACGGGCAGUUCGACCCUGCCUCCCACGAGUGGAGCGACGGCGUCCUGGCCGUCAGCUAUCGAGCCUUCGCAACCUCGAGCAACGAGAAUCGAAAGUGGCUCAUAUUUGACGGGCCCGUUGAUGCCAUAUGGAUCGAGAACAUGAACACCGUUCUCGACGACAACAAAAAGCUGUGCCUCAUGUCCGGCGAAAUCAUACAACUCGCACCUACGACGAACCUCGUCUUCGAGCCCAUGGAUCUUGAGGUUGCUUCCCCUGCAACCGUUUCCAGAUGCGGCAUGAUCUACAUGGAACCCGUUGCCCUGGGCUGGACCCCCCUCCUCGAUUCCUGGAUCAACACCCUUCCGGACAAGCUCAGUGAACACAUCAGGCAUCACCUGAGAGACAUGUUCAUGCGCUUCUGUCCUGCUUUGCUGCAUCUCAUCCGCCGAUCCGGCCUCAAGGAAAUGAUGAACAUGCCGGAUGCGAACCUCACCAGGUCGGUGAUGUACCUCUUCGACUGUUUCCUCGAUGACUUCAACGAUGAAAAGUACCUGGAAACGAUAUCGGACCUGGAAAUGAGGGCCCAGAUCGAGGGCUCUUUCUUCUUCUCCUGCAUCUGGGCCUUGGGCGGCACCCUCAUGGUAGCUUAUCGCGAAUGGUUCAGCAGCCUCUUCCGAGCCUUAACAGAACCAGAGUUUCCUGAUGAGAUUCGAACCCGUUUCGGACUCCCGGAAGCCACGACAGGUCCCAGGAAACCUUUCGUUACUCUCCUUCCAACGACUGGCCUCGUCUAUGAUUACAAGUACAUCAAAGAGGGCAAGGGAAAAUGGCGACCCUGGUCCGAGGAACUCCACGACGUUCCUGCGAUCCCACACGACAUGCCGGUCAAUCAGAUAAUCGUGUCAACUGUCGAAACGGUUCGAUACUUCACUCUCUUCCAAUACCUCAUUUGCCAUCACAAACCUGUUCUUCUCGUCGGGCCAACCGGAACCGGCAAAUCCGUUUACAUAAUGGAUUUCCUCCUCAAGAGGAACAACCCCCAAGUAUUCAAACCACUUUUUGUGACUUUCUCCGCCCAAACGACUGCCAAUCAGACCCAGGAUAUGAUCAUGAGCAAAAUGGACAAGAGAAAGAAGGCCGUUUAUGGCGCACCACCGGGCAAGCAUUGGGUCAUCUUCGUCGACGAUGUCUCGAUGCCUUCCAAAGAAGAGUACGGAGCUCAACCACCGAUCGAGUUGUUAAGGCAGUGGCUCGACCAUUCCAUUUGGUACGAUCGAAAAGAGGUCGCGCCCAUCAGCCUCGUCGACAUCCAACUGGUCUGCGCCAUGGGUCCACCAUCCAGUGGCAAGGACGUCACUGCCAGGUUCAAAAGGCACUUUUUCACUCUCGCCAUCUCCGAAUUCGAGGACCAAGUUAUGAUCACCAUUUUUUCCAAAAUCGUCUCUUGGCACUUGGACUCUCGAGGCUUUCCUCACGCCUUUGAAGCCUGCGUUGACCCAAUCGUUCUCUCGACCUUGGACAUUUACAAACAGACGUUGAAACACCUGCUCCCCACACCAGCCAAGUCUCACUAUCUCUUCAAUCUCAGAGACUUCUCCAGAGUCAUUCAAGGAGUUCUUUUGUCAUCACCAGAAGCAAUGCCCAACGAGCUCAGUAUGAAACGACUGUGGGUCCAUGAAAUCCUGAGGGUGUACGGCGACCGUUUAGUCGACGAGUCCGACUCGUCCUGGCUCGUCGAGCAAAUCCGAGCGACCCUGGCGGAGCGAAUGGAGGAAGAAAUGGACGAAUUGUUCGGUGACUUCGUCGACGUCCGGGGUACCCGGGUCACGGAUACCCAGUUGCGGAAUCUGCUUUACUGCGAUUUCCAGAAUCCCCUGGAAGAACAGAAGCGUUAUAAGGAAGUGGAAAACCACGAUGAACUGGCUACGGUCGUGAACGAUUAUUUGAAGGAAUACAAUUCGAUCUCGAAGAAGCCGAUGAACCUGGUGCUCUUCCGAUUCGCCAUAGAACAUCUUUCGAAGAUCUGUCGCAUCAUGAUGCAGCCGCGCGGACAUGCUCUGCUCGUCGGCGUCGGAGGCUCGGGUCGCCAGUCCUUGACGCGCCUGGCUUCCCACAUAUCGGACUACGAGAUCUUCCAGGUCGAAAUAUCGAAGCAGUACGGCGUCCACGAGUGGCACGAGGACCUCAAGCUCAUUUUGAAGAGGAGCGUCGCCAGUGACCUUCACACGAGUUUUCUCUUCACCGACAUGCAGAUCAAGGAAGAGUCCUUCCUCGAAGACAUCAGCAAUCUGAUGAACGCUGGCGAAGUCCCAAACCUCUUUGCUGCCGACGAAAAAGCCGAACUCUGCGAAAAAAUGCGCUCGAUUGAUCGCCAGCGGGACAAGUCCAUGCAAACGGACGGCAGCCCGAUUGCGCUCUUCAACUAUUUCAUUCAGGUCGUCAGGGAACAACUGCACAUUGUUGUCGCGAUGUCUCCCAUUGGAGAAAGUUUCAGGACUCGCAUCAGGAAGUUUCCGGCUCUGGUUAAUUGUUGCACGAUCGAUUGGCUCCAACCUUGGCCGGAAGACGCCCUCCUCGCUGUCGCUACCCAGUUCCUGGGCGAAAUCCAACUCGACGAUGAAGAGCGACUCGCUUGUAUCGAGAUGUGUCAAUAUUUUCAUACUUCCACUCAAGACUUGUCGAAAGAAUUUUUCCACCGCGUCGGCAGGCACAAUUACGUCACGCCAACUUCUUACCUCGAGCUGAUAAACACCUUCAAGGAUCUUCUCGCGAAGAAACGUGCCGAGGUGCUCGAAGGUAAGAGGCGUUACGAAGCAGGCCUGGGCAAGCUGGACUCCACUCAUAAACAAGUUGCCAAAAUGCAAGAGAUUCUCGUCGCACUUCAACCAAAGUUGAGGGAAGCUGCUAAGGAUGUUGAGAAAAUGUUGGCCAACGUUGAAAGUGAGAGCCUCGAAGUUUCCGCCAUUGAACAGGUCGUCAAGAAGGACGAGGAGGCUGCAAUGGUCGUAGCCGCUGCAGCAGAAGAAAUCCGGGUCGAGUGCAACGCGGAUUUGGAGCUGGUCAUGCCGAUCUUGAACGCUGCUAAUGCGGCCCUCAACACCCUGACUCCCCCGGAUAUCCAGAUCGUCAAAACCAUGAAGAACCCUCCAGCGGGUGUCAAGUUGGUGAUGGAAGCGGUCUGCAUUUUGAAGGACGUCAAGCCGGAGAGGGUCCAAGCGGAAGGUGGCGGUGGGACGGUCGACGAUUACUGGAAGCCGUCGUUGCGAGUGUUGGGCGACAUGAAGUUCCUGGAGAACCUUUUGAACUUCGACAAGGACAACAUCCCUGAGAAAAUAAUGGCGAAGAUAAGAUCGACGAUCUUGACGAACCCGAAUUUCGAUCCGGACAAAAUAAGAAACGCGUCGACCGCUUGCGAGGGGCUCUGCAAGUGGGUGAUCGCUCUUGCCGAGUACGACACAGUGGCCAAGGUCGUGGCUCCUAAAAAAAUAGCGCUGGCCAAGGCGGAGGCUGAGUACGACGGAGCGAUGGCGGCUCUCGAGGUCAAGAGGCAGCAGCUCCGGGAGGUUCAGCUCCGGGUUCAACGGCUCGAGGAGCUUUUGGCCCAGAGGAAGGCCGACUAUCAAGCAAUGAUCGACGAGGUUGAAGACUGCGAACAGAAGCUGAGGAGAGCCGAAGAGCUCAUCGGUGGCUUGGGUGGCGAGUACAAUCGAUGGUCAGCGACUGCGGUCCAACUUGGAGAACGUUAUUUCAAGCUGACCGGUGACAUCAUCAUCGGAGCUGGGUUCGUUGCCUACCUGGGGGUCUUCACGACCCAGUACAGACAGCGGCAGCUAGAAAACUGGCUGAGAAUCUGCACCCAGCUGAAGGUCAUCUGCACCCAAGACUUCCAGCUCAAUCAAAUCCUCGGCGACCCCGUUCUCAUCAGGUCCUGGAACAUCGCGGGACUGCCCAGCGACCUUUUCUCCAUCGACAACGCCAUCGUCGUCGUGAAAUCCAGACGCUGGCCUCUCAUGAUCGAUCCCCAAGGUCAGGCCAACAAAUGGAUAAAAAACAUGGAAAAAAGCUUCAACAUCCACGUCGUCAGACUCAGCCAAAACGACUACAUGAGAAUCCUCGAAAAUGCUGUCCAAUUCGGACAACCCGUUCUCCUCGAAAACGUCGGCGAGGAACUCGACGCUGCUCUCGAGCCACUUCUCCUCAAACAGACCUUCAAAAGUGGCGGAUCCUGGUGCAUCAAACUCGGCGACUCGGUCGUCGAGUACAGCGACAAAUUCAGAUUUUACAUAACAACGAAGCUGCGCAACCCUCAUUAUUUGCCAGAAAUAGCAGUCAAAGUGACUCUUUUAAAUUUCAUGAUAACUCCAGUCGGUCUGGAAGAUCAAUUAUUAGGUAUCGUCGUGGCGAAAGAGAGACCCGAUCUGGAAUCCGAAAAAAAUCAAUUAAUCGUCCAGGGAGCUGCGAACAAAAAAAUGUUGAAGGAAAUCGAAGACAAGAUCCUCGAAGUUUUGUCAGAGUCUGACGAGAAUAUUCUCGAGGAUCAAACUGCCAUUGGUGUUUUGAGCUCGUCGAAAGUUCUCUCGAACGAGAUUCAAGCGAAACAGACCGUGGCUGAGGUCACUGAAAAGUCCAUCGAUGCAGCUCGACUUCAGUACACUCCAAUCGCCGUUUAUAGCACCGUACUUUUUUUCACGAUUGCUGUUCUUGCAAAUAUCGAUCCAAUGUACCAAUAUUCGUUGGUAUGGUUCGUAAAUUUGUUUAAAAGUACCAUUGACAAUACGCCACCAGUUGAAGAUGUUGAGCAGCGUUUGAAAGAUUUGACGAAACAUUUCACGUACUCGUUGUACGUCAACAUUUGUCGUUCUCUUUUCGAGAAAGACAAGCUCGUAUUUUCCCUCAUUCUCGCAAUAAAUUUGUUGAACAAACAAGGAAAAAUAUCGAUGGCACAGUGGAUGUUUCUCUUGACUGGUGGAGUCGGCUUGGAAAAUCCACAUCCAAAUCCGACUGAUUGGCUGCCCACCAAAUCCUGGGAUGAGUUCUGUCGGCUCAAAGAUGUUUCUGGUUUUUCGGGGAUACAAGAAUCAUUGAGGCGUGACACAGCUCUGUGGAAAUACGUCUUUGAUCACAAAGAGCCCCAAUCUCUUACGUUUCCUUCACCUUUUCAUAAAAUAAGUCUCUUCGAGAAAAUGCUUGUUCUUCGUUGCCUGAGGCCUGACAAAGUUAUUCCAGCUGUACAACUUUUCGUUGAAGUCGAACUUGGCAAACAGUACAUCGAACCUCCGCCCUUCGAUCUCGCGUCCUCGUACACCGAUUCCCACUCCUGCAUCCCCUUAAUAUUCGUACUAACACCCGGUGCUGAUCCAACAGCAAUACUCUUGAAAUUCGCGGACGAUCAGGGCUUCGGAACAAACAGACUGUUUUCACUUUCGCUGGGACAGGGUCAAGGACCCAUAGCCGUGAAUCUGAUUGACGAGGGAGUAAAGAACGGCACGUGGGUCGUGUUGCAAAAUUGUCACCUCGCCAAGAGCUGGAUGGGCACACUCGAAAAGAUUUGCGAAGCUUUCACACCGGAAACCGUCCACCCGGAUUUUCGACUGUGGCUCACGAGUUAUCCGGCGGAACAUUUCCCGGUGAGUGUUCUUCAGAACGGGGUCAAGAUGACCAACGAGCCACCGAAGGGCCUCAGAUCCAAUAUCACGAGGUCUUAUCUGCAGGACCCGAUAUGCGACCCCGAAUUUUUCGGAGUCUCGAGGCAAAAAGAGUCCUUUAAAAAGCUUCUUUUCUCGCUGUGCUUUUUCCACGCGAUUGUCCAAGAGAGACGCAAAUUUGGGCCGAUCGGUUGGAACAAUCCUUACGAGUUCAACGAAACGGACUUACGCAUAAGCGUUCUCCAGCUGAAAAUCUUUUUGGAUCAAUACGAGGACGUGCAGUUCGAAGCCCUUAAAUAUCUCACAGGUGAAUGCAAUUACGGUGGUCGUGUAACCGACGAAUGGGAUCGAAGGACCUUGAUCACGAUCCUGGACAAGUUUUACUCCGAGCAGCUCGUCCAAGACUCCGAUUAUCUGUUCGAUCCUUCGGGACUUUAUUUCGUGCCGAAAGUAUCCGAGCACGAGGAUUUUCUCGAGUAUGUGAAAAAUUUGCCGAUGGUGACCGCACCCAGUGUCUUCGGAAUGAACGAGAACGCUGACAUAAUAAAAGAUCAACAGGAAACGCAGUUGCUGGUCACGUCCAUUUUAUUGACUCAGGAGGACACGGAUGCUGGCUCGACGGAUAUCGAGGGUACAAAAACUCCAGACGAGACGGUAUACGAGGUGUCUGCUGACAUACUUUCGAAAUUGCCAAUGGAUUAUGACCUCGUCGAUGCCCUAGAAAAAUAUCCGACCUCCUACGAGCAAAGUAUGAACACUGUUCUCGUACAAGAGAUGGGAAGAUUCAAUAAACUUUUGCAAACCAUACGAGUCAGCCUCGUCAACGUUCAGAGGGCGAUUAAAGGUUUCGUGGUAAUGGACACGUCCCUCGAAGAAGUUUACACUUCCAUCAUAACUGGCAAAAUUCCAGCGACUUGGAAAGCCAAUUCUUAUCCAUCGUUGAAACCUCUUGGAAGCUACAUUCAGGACUUUUUAAGGAGACUCAAGUUUCUUGAGGUUUGGUUCGUCGAAGGCCCUCCCACGUCAUUUUGGCUCUCCGGGUUCUACUUCACCCAAGCAUUUUUGACUGGAGCACGUCAGAAUUACGCUCGCAAAUAUUCCAUUCCAAUCGACUUGUUGAUUUACGAUUUCGUGCCUUUGAAGGAGACGAAAUUCGCGAAAGCUCCCGACGACGGUAUCUACGUUUACGGUUUGUUUCUUGACGGAGCUCGUUUCAACAUGGACACCAUGAACCUCGACGAGUCUCUGCCCAAAGUUCUAUUCGACACUGUUCCUUACUUGUGGCUCGUGCCGACGACGAAGGACAAAGUGGUUGAAAGACCGGUUUACACUUGCCCCGUGUACAAGACAGCAGAGCGCCGUGGAAUUUUAUCGACGACCGGGCACUCGACGAAUUUCGUUAUCGCGAUGUGGUUGCCGACCGCGAAACCCUCGCAGCAUUGGAUAAUGCGAGGUGUCGCAAUGCUCUGUCAAUUGUCACAGUGAAUAAUGGUGAAAAUGGAAGCCUGAGAAACCGAGGAUGGAGCAAUUAUAGUCGAGAAAAUGGGAAAACACGAAUUUUUCCAAAUAAAAUUUAAACGAGUCCUUU